Molecule: messenger RNA, 4927 nt
Organism: Ciona intestinalis (vase tunicate)
Lineage: Eukaryota; Metazoa; Chordata; Ascidiacea; Phlebobranchia; Cionidae
Source: RefSeq, a predicted model, not a curated record
AUGUUUCCGAUCAAUAUCGGCAUAGUGCGUGGAAUCGAAUACAAAACAACGUCGUUUACAAUACACGUCAGUGCGUUUUGCUGUGAGAGCGUAACGAGUGACAUUGGAGUGGAACCUUAUGGUAUUGUCUGUAAUUGCCAGCAAGGGAUUUCAAGUGCUUGCUAUGUUAUGCAGAUAAGUACACGGUAUUAAUGUGUACGCAGUUUAAACUAACUGUAGAGAAAUUUUAGUUUGUAGUAUAUUGCUUUCAAGAACAAUCGGUUAGACUUAAAGGGUUGCAAGUUUUAUUAUAGAACCUACAAGUUCCUUUUUUACUGUAAAUGUCAAAGGCAAGAAUACGUUAUUUGUUACAUCUGCACGUUUAGUAAUAUGUAAACACAACUGUGCAUAAACAUAUUGUAUAUGUUGUAGUAUUGCCGUCACGAUUGCUUUUCUGACGAUUUUAGCAGGGUUUUAAUUAAUAGUAUAGCUGCGUCAUACGGGUAGAGUGUCGCGCACUAUCUAACGAUCGAAACUUGAUAUAGUAAACCACUGCCUUCUCUGUGGUUACCGCUCAUCGAAUUUGCAUUGGGCUGGAAUUGCAAUCUGACGUCACAUCUCUGUCGUAGUGUCAUUUACACGUGUAUGUGUUUUAGAUGCCAAACUUAUUGCGCCCUUGAACUUAGAUACGUCCUAUGCAGUAACGGUGUCGAAAAUAGCACAGAACUUUACAAUAGGUGUUUAGCGUUGUCAUCAUAACAAAGUACAGGCAUGAAAGCUUAUUGUAAAGACUGUGUACUUAGUAAGGCGGAACACAUCUAUUGCUAAAAGCUUUGCGUUUAGGAGCACGUAAGCGACUAUUUUUUAUAUUUUGUAUUAUCAUAAUCAUUUUCAAAUAUGGUCCUAAAGUGAUUUCCGCAGUUUUAAUAAUUAAUUUGUAUAAGACCAUUGUGGGUUAAAGGAGAAUUUUGUUUUGGCAUGAAAUUGCUUUUUUUUCAAGUUAAACCGGCGAACUGUUUACCACUAUAUAAUGCAAUACCAACGCCUCGCUGUGCGCAACGACUACGUCUUAGCUGUUCCGGUAAAAAGUCAUGAAUAGGGGUGGUGGCACGCGGAUUUGACCUGGCUAAUUCUUCUCGAACGUGCCUCUUCUUAAAAAAUAUACCCACGGGACCGUUACAAAAACCCCGCGCGCAAUAAUGCAGCUUAGGCGAGCUCAGAGGUGGAUAACGUAGGCAUUUUAAAUGCACCGACGGUUGUUGUCGUCACAGAUAUGACGUGAAUGUAUAUAGCCCAUGGAACUUGAUAUGUUGACCGUAACGGAGAUAACGCAUCAUAUAUCGCUUUCUCUGUAAAUACGUUGCACUGACCGGGAAUAUGAAACAGAACAGAAACCAAGGGCCUGUUUUGUAUUUUUAGUAUAAUGAUUUGGUGGUAGGAAUUAGUCAUUGGUUUUACCAGAACCCGUCGUUCAAUAUUGCUCGAUAAUUCGACGAGCUAUACCAGCAGUUACAAGAAAGCUCAGCUAAAUACCGUCGGAUGUUAGCUUUCGAUCAUUUAAGCAAACAACUCGAUUUAUUCUAUUUGUAUGAAGGAGCAGUGACCUAGUGUAAAUAUAGACGCUCUAUUGAAGACAUGGGUAAAAAGACUUUUUAUUGACUUGAAAGCGCAGGUUUUUAUUCUCCGUGUCGGAUUUAACAGAACGUAGAAAGGAUUUUCGUAUUGAUGGGGUCAACAAUCAAUAGUGUAAUGCUAAUUGCAGCGAAGGCUUGCGUUGUAAAUCUUUACCUUGUAAACCAAAGUACUUAUCCGCGAGAAAAGAUUUACCGCAACUUUUUUUUCAGAUAAAUUAUUUAUGUAAUGGUGAAACCGCAUAAUGCAAGACAUAGAAGACGUUUACUAAUUUGAUCAAACAGUAUACCAGCAGAAAAGGAACGAAUUUGAAUAAAAUGUCAACCUUCAUGCACAGAAGCCUGUCACGACAAAUCAGCAACAAACAAGGAUCUCAAUGCUCAUGUUCAAGACAGGCAGGGGAGCGAAUUGAAGGACACGGAAAGAAGUUUCCUUUCAACAUUACCUUUAUCUCAAUUCUAAUUUGCUUGUUAUCUGCAACGAGUGCAGAGGCAGGGAAUACAACUGCAACGAUAAUGCAGAUUAACUUCACGACUGAAGAGCUGCCAAACGUUACCGAGCUAUUCCCUAACCACGAGAAUGAGGUCAGCGGAUCAAACAUUGUUUAUAAAGUGGGUCUUUCCAUACUGCUUGGGAGCAUAUGCGUUGUGACAGUGCUUGGUAACUUGAUGGUCAUUUUUACCGCCACUAUAUUCAGAAAGCUUCGAACUAUCCCGAACAUGUUUAUUAUAAGCCUCGCGUCCGCAGACUUGGUAAUGGGCAUUAUCGUACUGCCAAUGUGGAGCCAAUAUGUUAUCGGGGACUUUAAAUGGGGGUUAGGCUUCUUUUGGUGCGACGUGUGGACUUCUAUUGACGUGCUGAGCGUAACGGCAAGCAUUGGAACUUUAUGUGCAAUAUCCCUCGACCGUUUCGUAGCUAUUACGAUGCCGUUUGAAUAUGCAACAAAGAUGACUCGGCUCAGAGCAAGAUUCAUCAUAGGUUUUAUAUGGAUUGUUUCUGCCACGGUCGCUUUCGUUCCAAUUAAUCUCGGUUGGUGGAAAACAAACAAACCCGAAGACUGGGAAUGUUACGAAAGCGCAACAUGUUGCGAGUUUCGACCUAACAUGAUAUAUGCUGUGGUAUCGUCCUGCAUAUCGUUCUACAUACCACUCACUAUAAUGAUAUGUGCGUACAGCGUCGUAUUUAAAAUUGCAAUACAAAAGCGAGGCGAAAUUCGUAACAGAAGAGGUGUCUUUAGACGAGCUUCGAUGCCUGGUAGCAAAAGUUUGCUUUGGGGAAAGCGAGAACACAGAGCUGUGUUUACAAUGGGAAUUAUAAUGGGCACGUUCGUGGUCUGUUGGCUGCCAUUUUUCAUCGUGAACAUAGCACAGGUGUUUUGCCAAUGUAUUGGCGCCACUCCAUUUCUCAUGGUGAACUGCCUGGGUUACAUCAACAGCUUUUUCAACCCGAUCAUUUACUGUCACAGCAUGGAGUUCCGAAGAGCAUUCAAGAGGGUUUUAAUGUGUGGAUUGUGUCGAGACGGUUUCCAGCAAACCAGCAGAGCUUCGUUGUCAAUCUCUUACGUAUCAAGCUCGAGAUCAAGUGUAAGAACCGAAAGCAGCUUAUUUCAGCUUACCAGUUUCCUCUUAUCCGGUGGUAACUCUGCUAAACGAAGAGCGAGCAGGCUAAGCAACGUUAGCGGACGGAGCAAUCGAACGUCGCCGGAAAACGGCCGGGAUUCUCCAGCUUGUAACAGCAAUUCACAGUUGGGAGAGCCGCGAACACUGGUGUACGGGUUUCGGUCUAGCACCUGCAGGCGGAUGGAUUCAGAUACAACUUCCAGUUCGACGAACUCGGUUGGUACCGCGUCAAACGGCUCGAGGCCGCUACCGAUUGUUGAAAAAAGAUCAACGUCCAUCCUGAACGGCUUUGGGAGGGGUGAGCUGCAUCCACAGCAGAACACACGUCUUUGUAUUAAUGGCCACCAUAGAAAAAGACCAAGCAGCGCCUACAGAGAACUAACGCCAGACGUUUGUAAGAGGUUUCAGCGGAAAUCGUCAUCUCUUCAUGAUCUAGAUGGUAUAGUAGUAGCCUCGAUAGAAACUGUUCCUCAGACAAAAGAAACAGAUCAAUUACUUCUUAACGCCUCUUGUGACUCGGAUGCUUCAGUACAGCAGACGAACAAAACCGAUACUGAAAAUACAACGCUGAACCUCAAUGACAGGUAGCUCAACGUGUCACAUGCACAUGCUACUCUCUGAUAACUAUUUAGCUUCACUGUUACAAAAAGUGUUGCUGUAACGUAUUGUGAAGUCGUAAACAGCAUUAUCCAGAUACCCAAACCGUUUAUUAAAUCCCCCACCUUAUGAAUGUUAAUGGCGUUUGGGAUACUAAAUUAUCAAAGUUUCCUAUUUAAACACGCACCCAAACAGCGGCCAUAGACAGAACUUCUUGUCAUAACGAAGGUCAUAAAUCCAUGAACAAAUAUUAUUAGCGACAGGUCAAAAUUAAAGGCAACAUUACUUCAAUUUCCUGAAAAUCUUACUCACGGUUUGUUUCGCGGUUAUGCGUCCCAUUAUAGUUUGAUUUACGAUUUACAAAGGUAGAAAAAAUAUCACUGUGCUCUCCUAUUGCGCCGACACUCGUUUAUAGCAAAUAUUUUGGUUCGAAGAUUCUGUGGUUACUUUGUUUUUCUUGUCCGUUAUUCCAAAAGAUACCGAUAUUUCACAAAAGACCAGUUUUGUUUAGCUUUCUGAUUAAGAUCACACGUUUCUAUAGCGACACACCCCCUGAGUUCCAAAAUUGGUCUUAAAUUAAGAGGGGUAGACGCGAAAUUUCAACGGGCUAAUCCAACAAAAUACCUUGCAUUGUGUUAUUGUUGGUAUAAACGUGACUCCCGCUGUAUCAACGCAACGUCAAGGUUGAAUUAACUAAAUCUAUCAUGGUAACAAAUAAAGAGCUGGUUUGAAAAGCCACCUAAAACUCAUUUCACUUCGCAUAUCGUUCGCAAUAUCCACUUUGUAGCUUAAACCAACAUUAACGCGUCCGGUGUCUUUUCUGACAUUGUUUUUUAAAAGAACCAAUGUUGAAAGAAACUUUGUGGAUUCUGUGUAUUUAACGUCUCAGGUUUCCGCGGCCGCUAAAAUGCUUUGGCCGCUAAAAUGCUUUGCAGAAUAUAACAUUUGGUUUACACAGCUGAUACACUAUUUCAUUUUAUUCAUUGUCUUGUUAUAUUUUUUCCGUAUUCCUUACAUGUUGCACAGUUCUUAUAUUGCACUCGCACCAGAUCAACAUAAGUUUGUUUGUUUUUUAAAGCGCCCACCGUUCAAAAACUAAA